This is a messenger RNA of Sclerotinia borealis F-4128, 1389 nucleotides long. NCBI's taxonomy places the organism in Eukaryota, Fungi, Ascomycota, Leotiomycetes, Helotiales, Sclerotiniaceae. The record is from the annotation of a GenBank genome assembly.
AUGCCUCGGACAGUUGCGGACAUUAUUUUCAAUGAACAAGCAAAUCAUAACUUCUCAAAAACCCUCGGUGAGAUCAAAAGAACAACUCUAUCUAUUCACAAUCGGCUUCGAUCUAUUCUCGAAGACGCAAAAUUCGCUCAGUCCGUUGCAAACGCCUACAAUAGGCCUCUAGUAGCAAAUGAGAGAUGUGGUAGCUGGUACAUUGAUCCCAAUGAGAAAGGAGGAAGUGCAUACUUCAAGAGCACAGAUGGUCAUACUGGUGUUUGGAAGUUCAGUUCACGUAGACUGAAUUUACACCUGUUAGAUAUAAUUGGUCAAAAUGAUGGAUGUAUCAUUAUGGAUUCUACUAGGCGGGGAAAGCGUAUGCCUGAUGCAUUAAGCAAGACAAUACCAAUAUGGUGUUGUGUACUGAACCGCGUCUUAUUUCCUAACAAUCCAGUGGCUCAUCAGCUUUACGCUCCACCACAAGUUGUUUCUGAUUCCGAGCACGCUCAAAUGACGAAUUUGAUUCCCCAAUUCGUGAAAGCAUUUCAGACUCUCAAUCUACCUAUUGAAACCUUCCGAAGUAAGAUUCGCAAGCCGAUCAGACCAAUUUGGGUGACUCCAGAGUCCCAAGUUUCCGACACGAUCGUUAUUUUUGAAGAUUUUCACCCUGUCAUAUGCUGUACAGUUUCGCGAAGAGUUCCUGGAGGAGAGGCUAGUGAGGGGGGCUAUAUACAAGGAGCAGGAGACGAUACAGAAAAUUGGGCUCAUGGGCUCACUCCGGACAUCUUUUGGGCGAAUCAGCAAACUUUAAUUGAAACAUCGGAAGAGAGUUUACCUGAGCUCAUUAAGACGUUGAGAGGCCAAGCAAGCUUAUCACCUAGGUCUAAUGAGAAACAACGCCUCGUAAAACCGACUUCCUGUCUUUCUCUUUCGACUAUCGGUGCAAUUCCACCUCUAGACAGCAAUGUUGGUAUUUGUACUAUUGUACUCUUGCCGAAAGUUACUUCCAAAGAUACAUGGCACACUUCUCCCUCGCGAAUCAACGUUGGUCUUGGAUCCAAGAAAGUCGGUAGUAAGAAUCUCCGCACAGCCCUCAAAGAUAUCUCUGAAUUCUUCAUCAGGAAUCUCAAUGAUUUUACUUCAAAGGGCUCUUCCAGCGAAGAGAUGCAAGUCAUUGUUGCUUGCGAGUCUGGGCAGGAUCUUUCAGUUGGCGUAGGGUUGGCGCUACUCUGUCUUCACUUCAAUGAUGAUGGUCAUCUGAAACUAGCGUCUGGAAACGAUCAAUCCUCCAUUGACAAGGACUUUAUCCGGCAAAGGUUGACUUGGAUCUCAACAUCGAUGCCUGAUGCAAAUCCAAGCCGAGCUACUUUGCAGAGUGUGAACAGUUUUUUAAUGUCACCUUGA